Messenger RNA from Alternaria rosae, 1763 nucleotides. RefSeq lists its product as uncharacterized. Lineage: Eukaryota; Fungi; Ascomycota; Dothideomycetes; Pleosporales; Pleosporaceae. The record is from RefSeq and is a predicted model, not a curated record. The transcript has 2 exons. Bases 296 to 1507 code for a protein of 403 amino acids.
CUCGCUCUUUCCACAUCAGCGCAGCCUCCCCGGCCCCAACCGCGCAACUUAGACUGCCUCAAUCGCCUCAGAUUACUGAUAGCAGCGAUACGACUUGCUGUCUCGCCAUUCGACAAUCGCGCCCCGGCCGCCUGCGCUGGCUUUCACGACGCACACCGCGCUACCGACAGCUGCGUCCCCAUUACUCCAGUAGAUUCGACGUGGGAUCGUCAGACUAAACGUGGCAUCCCGCGCCUAACUAGUCCAACGACCUCCUUCACUCACCACCGGCACUCUAUAUUUGGCAGCCGGCAUAAUGGCUACGGCCGAAGCCGCGUCGAGACCCCAUGACCGACAUGCGCGCAAGCGACCCUUUGCGGGUUGGAUGAAGCGCCUGGCCAACCUCAAGCCCUCCUCAUCCGACGCCCCAGGCAAGAAGGGCAACACGGUUAAGAAAGGCGCCCCAAAGAACAACCCCUAUCCUGAGUCUGGCUACAUCAACACCAACGUACCGCCUGCCGACAACUCGUCCGUCACGACCCCAGCCACAUUACGAUCGCACGACAGCUAUACGUCCAUAGAGGAGCCCGCGGCCGGACAGCGACAGGCGAUAGAGAAGAGCAACAAGUCGACAGCCCCGACGGUAGCCACAGUCCCCGAGACAGUCCACUCGUCACGGUCAAAGGCAGAGACAGGCGGUAGCAACUUUGUCAAUGGCGGCAGCACUUUCUCGUCUCCGCAUGGCUCAGAGCACUCCCUCACCACCACCCUGACCACCAUACAAUCGACCGCGCCCUCAAAUAUCCUCAACCUCGGCCAAGCGCAACCCCAGAACAAUGCGACAACCACAAGUACCACUCCCGUACACUUUUCGCACCAAUUCCCCACCUCCCCGCCGCCGUCAGCUAUUCCGCCGCAUCUGGCGCCCCAGCAGCCGCAGCAGCAGCCCAACUCAUAUCAGGGCGCCACCGCGAACAACAUCCUCUCCGAUAAUGCGUCCAUCCUCACACUCGCCUCGUCAUCGAAGCGCCGCCGUCGCAACUCCGUAGAUACCAAUGCCUCCAUGCGAGCUUUGGCCCCCUCGUCCCAUUACGGCGGCAGUCGCGAAUCGCUACCCCUCAGCGUACUAUCCGCGAACCCCGACACCAUAUACUCGCCCUCCAACAGGCCAAGCAACGUCGGUGCUUUUGUAAACGCCGAGCGCGCAAGCGUCUACUCAGCGUCCGGUGUCACAGCCCCGGUCCUGCCCAGCGAGCGCAACAGCUACUACGCGACCAAGCAAGCCGACGGACUCAGCGUACGCAGCGGGCUCCUUGGCCACGGCCGCACUGAUAGUAUCAGCAGCAUGCGCGCCACGCCCACCAGCCCGCUCGCCAGCCCCCGCGAAAACCCCAUGGGUCCCGCCCGCAUCAGCCGGAAGAGCUCAGAGUGGAAAGACGCGAGAGAAGCGAGCGACGAGGACGAGGCGCCUGCAAGUCCGAUCGUCGAAGAGCACGAGGAUAAGCCGACACCGAAUGCUCAGACCUGAGUCCCAACGAAGGAAGCCGCACGAGUACAAAGUUAUGAUAACCGAGAUACCAAUACUGGCGUUGGUGGGAUUGGAAUGGGGCUGUGUCACGAUAUUCGGAUUAAUAGGGCAGUACGGGAUACGGCUACUGGUACUGGUGACUCUUGAAUGAAAGGAGGAUGGCGUUAGUAUGGGGUUGAGCUGGAUGGGUGGGUUUGUGGUAUUUUGGCUUCUUAAUCUUAUACCCUAGUAUCGAAUGGAGCUUUUUCUUUCUUUG